This is a messenger RNA of Nicotiana attenuata, 868 nucleotides long. RefSeq names its product germin-like protein subfamily 1 member 1. The transcript has a single exon. NCBI's taxonomy places the organism in Eukaryota, Viridiplantae, Streptophyta, Magnoliopsida, Solanales, Solanaceae. The coding region runs from base 30 to 680 and encodes 216 amino acids. Gene Ontology annotation, molecular function: manganese ion binding. Gene Ontology annotation, cellular component: cell wall. The record is from RefSeq and is a predicted model, not a curated record.
UGCAAAAUUAUCUUUAAGUGUAGAUCAAUAUGGAAACUAACACUAUCCUAUUCAGUAUGAGUCUACUUGUUGUAUUGGGCUUGGCCGGAUCCGACCCGGAUCCGCUCCAAGAUUACUGUGUGGCUGAUACCAAAAAAGCCACAAAAGAAAAUUUCUAUUGCAAUGGUGUGCCAUGUAUCAAUCCAAACAAUGUAGAAUCUACACAUUUUGCAACAUCAGCUUUAUCCAAACCUGGUAAAAUUAGCAUAAUGUUUGGUUUUAAUGUAACACUUACUACAAUUUUCAAUUUGCCAGGUUUGAACACUCAAGGACUAACUAUGGCACGAAUAGACAUCGAUGCUAAUAGUCUCGUGCCACCUCAUUCUCACCCUCGAGCCUCAGAAGUGGCUAUUUUACUAAAAGGUUCACUUUUAGUAGGAUUUAUCGACACUUCAAAUCACUUGUUUACUCAAAAUUUGCAACCUGGAGAUUGUUUUGUUUUUCCUAAAGGUUUGAUUCAUUUUCUUUAUAAUACGGAUUCUAAUGAGCAAGCAUUGGUUGUGUCUGGUUUGAGUAGUCAGAAUCCUGGUGUCCAAAUGGCGUCUCCUGCUGCGUUUGGGACGAAACAAAAUAUGCCAGACGAAGUAUUUCAGAUUAAUGAUCAAGAUGUCACAAGAAUUAGAACGAAUCUUGGAGGAUGAUUAUACCUUUUGAUAUUUCUAUUGUUGAGUGUAUGUGGUAUUUUUGUUUCAAACAAUUUUAUUUAUUUUUGGAUUUGCUUAGGGUUGUUUAAUUAAUCAGAAAACACACCCAAAAAAAAAGUCUAGGUUUGAUUGUAAAAUGCCUUGCCCAUGUUUACAUGUGUUUUAUACUAAUUUUAUUGAACAAA